Messenger RNA from Gymnogyps californianus (California condor), 953 nucleotides. Its product is annotated as transcription cofactor HES-6-like. Gene Ontology annotation, cellular component: nucleus. Gene Ontology annotation, molecular function: RNA polymerase II cis-regulatory region sequence-specific DNA binding; DNA-binding transcription factor activity, RNA polymerase II-specific; protein dimerization activity. The record is from RefSeq and is a predicted model, not a curated record. NCBI's taxonomy places the organism in Eukaryota, Metazoa, Chordata, Aves, Accipitriformes, Cathartidae. Bases 1 to 693 code for a protein of 230 amino acids. Gene Ontology annotation, biological process: regulation of transcription by RNA polymerase II; anterior/posterior pattern specification; regulation of neurogenesis. The transcript has 4 exons.
AUGGCGCCCUGCUUCCGGCCCGGCAAGGGCCGCCCGCCGCGGGGGGACGAGGACUGCGCGGAGGCCAGGGCCGACAGGAAGACGAGGAAGCCGCUGGUGGAGAAGAAGCGCCGGGCGCGGAUCAACGAGAGCCUGCAGGAGCUGCGGCUGCUGCUGGCCGACAGCGAGUUUCAGGCGAAGCUGGAGAACGCGGAGGUGCUGGAACUGACGGUGCGGCGGGUGCAGGCCGUGCUGGAGCGCCGCUCCCUCGAGGGCGGGCGGCUGCACCGCGAGGCCAGCGAGCGCUUCGCCGCCGGCUACAUCCAGUGCAUGCACGAGGUGCACACCUUCGUCUCCAGCUGCCCCGGCAUCGACGCCACCACAGCCGCCGAGCUGCUCAACCACCUGCUAGAGUCCAUGCCCCUCAACGAGGGCGGCUUCCCAGACUUGAUCGCGGACAUUUUGGCAGAUCCCGCCCUCGGCCCCUGGCCUGGCGGCGAGGCGCUGGCCCCGGCGGCCGAGGCCUCCCUGGGUGCCCUGGGCCUGGCUCUCCCUGCCUCGGCACCCUCACCCUCCCCCAGCGAAGAGACCUGCUCCGACUCGGACGAGGCGGAGGCUGAGCCGGGCCAGACCGCCACCGAUGGACUGGACACUUCCCGGACGUGCGGCCUGCCUUCGCCUAGCUUACCCAAAUCGAUGUGGAGACCCUGGUAACGGAGGAGCAUGCAGGAGUCAACGCAGACCUACCUAGCGGGGAGAGCAGCCGGGCCCCGUGCUCCCCUGCAGCCUUCUGAGCAGCAUGGGGGACUGCCAGCUCGCGUGCAGCUGGCAUCGCUGCGUUUCAGGACUGCAUCAAUGGCACUCUUACGCUGUCACGCCCUGACAGGCUAAUAGCUAAGCGCAUUAACAUUUCAUCCGUGUGUAUGUGUGUGCGUGUGUGGCAUUUUGUAACUUUAGGGAUUGUUUUUAUGAGA